Stylophora pistillata is the source of this 2402-nucleotide messenger RNA. Its product is annotated as voltage-dependent calcium channel subunit alpha-2/delta-3. Gene Ontology annotation, cellular component: voltage-gated calcium channel complex. Lineage: Eukaryota; Metazoa; Cnidaria; Anthozoa; Scleractinia; Pocilloporidae. The record is from RefSeq and is a predicted model, not a curated record. Gene Ontology annotation, molecular function: voltage-gated calcium channel activity.
UUCUGACAGUCGGGGUUUUAUUAAUGUGCACGAAUAAAAUAUUUAUUGUGUUGGUGCUAAGCGCGACCGGAGCAUAAAAACACUCAACGGAAAACCGAGACAUAACUCACCAGGUGAAAAACGAUGGUGGCUAAAUCAGUCUUAAUCAGUUGAAGUAGUGAGUUGAUGGAGAGAGCUUUCAGGCGCGAAGUUGAGCCUUCGAUGCUGACACCUUGUGGUCAUUCACUGAGCUAAGAUGGCGGAAAAGUUCCUCGUCUUGUUUUGUUCAGUUUACGUCCUAAUGCUACUCUGUAGCGUUAUGGUUAGCGGAUUAAAGCUGACGAAGGAUAAGGUACAUCAGUGGGCAAAUCGCACUGGAAGUAACGGGUCAAAAACUAUGGACAAAAUCGCCGGAGUAAAAAUUUUAAAACAGGCUUACGAAAACUUAACGAACGCGACGACAGAAGAGAUAAAUGGAGACUAUGUCCUCGAGAAAAUGAAGAAAGAGAUGGAGGUUUUCUUCAUUCGUAAAUCGUCUUCUUUGAAGAAAUUGGUGGGACAGGCAGAAGAAGCUUAUUGCAAGUACAAUUAUAAUAAAAAUUUGAAGCUUAGUGAAAUAGACUAUCCAAAUUCCAAGCAUCUAGAUAAAUAUUUAAACAAGACUGGCAUUACACUGGAGUACAACUCUACCUUUGAAAGUGAGAUCAGCUUCAACAGGAGUGUAAUACAUGUCCCAACAGAUGUUUUUGAUGGAGCAGCAGAGAUUGUAAAUGGAAUAAAGUGGACAGCAGCCCUAGAGAGUGUUUUUGAAGAAAACCGACUCAAAGAUCCCAGCUUAUCUUGGCAGUACUUUGGAUCAGAUAAAGGAUUCAUGCGAACUUAUCCAGCUCGACGCUGGGACAUUACCAAUGCAGAUAAUGUGGAUUUAUUUGAUGCCAGGAAAAGACCAUGUUUAACAUCAAGGCUAAUGUUCUGAGUUGUAAAGAAGGUGGCCCUGUACUGCUUCAAGCUACAAAGAAGAAUAAAAUUUUUGUCAAGGAGCAAUUGAAGAAUAUAGAGGAUGGGGAUGUUGCUAUGUGGGAAAAAGGAAUGAAAAAAGCAUUUGAACUUUUAAAAAAGGCAAAUAAUUGUUCAGAUUGCCAGGAGGCCAUUAUGGUUCUAAGUGAUGGGACAACAUCCAGUCUUCAUGAGUUUUUUGCCGAGCACAAUCCAAAGAAAAAGGUUCGGGUGUUUACGUUUGCUGUUGGACCUCCUGCUGAAAGCACUGAAGCUUUGCGGGAAAUGGCUUGCAACAAUAGAGGUUACUUUUCAAGAAUUCAGAGUGUCGGAGCUGUACGUGAAGUUAGUGAGAAUUACAUCCGAGUUUUAACCCGGCCGAUGGCGAAGGCUCCUGAGGCGAAUAUAACUGACCAUACAGUGUGGACAAGUGUUUAUUUGGAUGCCUUGGGACUUGGUAUGAUGGUUACGGGGACUCUACCGGUUUUCUACAGCAAAGAAGAUCUCUCUAAUUGCUCUGAGAAAGAUGGAAUGGAAGCUGAAGAAAAACGCGAAGAUCACUUCCUUGGAGUUAUGGGCACAGAUGUUCCGCUAAGUUACCUGGAAGAAUUUAUGUUGCGGCCAUUGGUGGGGCCCAGUGGAUAUAUGUUUGCGAUCAAUAACAAUGGAAUGAUUAUUUUUCAUCCAAGAUUGAAGACAGUGCAAGGUUACUUACAAGACCCACCAGGAGUCGAUCUUGAAGACGUGGAAAGAUCUUUGGAGAGCGAUAAAGUCCAAGAGCUCAGAAAAGCCAUGAUCAACAAAGUUCCCAUCACCGCCGAGGGACCGAGUAGGCCUGGAAACAGUAGCCAGGAAUUUCAAGUCUAUGACUUGUCUUUUGAUGAGUUGCGAAUUACGACGCGAAAAAUGCAAUUUUACUUCAGCGGCGUGGAAGGAACGUCGUUCAGCGAGUUGUUGAAAGAAACGAAUAAGGACAUUCAAAUAGAGAGGUGGCCUGGUGUUAUUGACCUGUUUGUGCGGACCUUCUGGGGUUUAACUCGCAAUCAAAGUAAAUCGAAGGACAAGCAUGAUUCUAGUUCAGACAACAACGUCUUUGGAAGAGUGUUUGGAUCACAAACUCCUAAUGCUUCCAUCAUUUAUACAACACCAUACCCUGCAGCGAAGUGCGAUAAGAACAUCAAUUCUGUGUUCGCUUAUAAAAGAAUAUAUCACAACCGAAGACCUGCUGCUGUUCUUGGUUAUGAGAUGGAAAUGAAGGACUUUGUCGAUAAAUAUCUUGUAAAAACAACAGAGGUAAAGUAACAAACAUGAUUGCUAGCUUGAAUACGUCAUAUUGAGUCGUAACUUGUUAUCCUCGUUGCAAGAACUUUGGUGUCAGACCUGAAGUGAAAAAAACCCACAAGUCUGAUGCUCGACAUUGUUUUUUA